UCCAGGCAGUGGGACUGGACUGAAAACCCUUUCCAUCCACGACUGCAAAACCAGCAGCUCUCUUACACACACACUCACACUCACACACACACACUGAAACACGUCUCAAAACUCCCGCUGACAUGACUGUGAAAAAUCGGCAAAAGAACAGCGAGAAGAGCGCUGCAUCCAGCCACGACGAUGCGCCGAAGAAAAGCCAGAAGAGUAGCAAUAAUGGAGUGAGCGGCUCCGCACCUCAGGGGUCGCCACGGUCAGGCAGCUGCCUGGGGUUUCUUGUGACCACAGUGUUUUAUUUGGCGUUAAUAGGUGCUGCAGGGUUUGCUGCUUUUUAUGUGCAACAAGUAGUGGAGGAAAUCCGCCGGACAAACGCAAAGCAUGAGGAGAGCGCACGGCAAAGCGCAGAACUGAGCGGCAAAAUGGAGAGCGUCGUUCAACAGGUGGAGUCUCUGAGAAGUGUUGUGGAUGGGUUGGAGUCAUCUCUGGGCAUCACACGGGUGGAGCUGGAGGGGGCUGUCAGUCGAAUGAAGAGAGGCGAGGUGGAGACAAGGAGGGUGGAGGAGGCCCUUCAGAGGCUCCAGAAUGAUCUACUAAGGGACCUUUCAGAGGGCAUCAAUGAGGUGAAGGAGGCUCGAGAGAAGGACUUCUCCUCUCUGGAGAAGACUAUAGAGGAGCGCUUGGCUGAGGCCAGUCAGUCCAUUAAAGUGAGCGUGGCAGAGUUCACUGAAGCUCAAAGCGAGGCACAGAGCCAGCUGGCGGACCUUAAAGCCCGUCUGGGUGACACGGAAGACCCUACGCUCUUCAAACAAGAAUUAUCAGCCAUUGUUGAUGCUGUAGCUGAAAUUAAAACAGCCAAAGAUGCAGCUGACACUUCAGUUGAUUCCCUCAGAGUGCAAAUCAACGCAGUGAGGGAAGAGCUCCAGACUCGCAACCGAGAGGUGACCUCAAUGUCUCAGGAAGUUGAAGCAGUGAGGAAAGUAAUGCAAGACACCACUGGGAAUCUGAGGCAGUCUCUGUCUGCAACAGAGUCUUCAUUUCAGGUUCUCAAGGACAAGGCUGCGAUGAUAGAGAGAAGCAUGGAGCAGGUUACUGGUGCUGUUCGUAAUGUGGAGGAGCAAGUGAGUGAAGCAGCUGCUCAGGCCCUGAAGAGAUCUGAUGAACUCGAAGCCAGAGUCAAAGCAUCGGAGGAAAGUGGAGAGUCACUGUCUGCAUCAGUGUCAGAUAUCACCUCCAAAGUACAAUCGCUGUUUGCCAAAUAUGAUGCCCACGAGAGCAGUCUGGCUACACAGGGGAAGGCUGUGGAGAAUAUUAAAACUGAUUUGGAGCAAGAACUGGAGGCAGUGAAAAGCAGUGUGAAGGCUCUCCAGUCCAACAUAGCUGCUCUGGAUGGAGCCAAGACAGAGUUACCUUCAACAGACUCUGGCCUGGGUGAGCAGUUGGAGGACCUGGAGAGGAGGCUCGCUGCUUUGGAGGACAGCACCAGUAGAAUGAAGCCCGAGCAGCUGGAGAGCUUAAGAGACAUUGUAGCUGGAUUGGAAAGCAAAGCAGCCAAGCUAGAAGGUCACGAUCAGGCUAUUUCUGCACUGCAGGAAGCCCUGCAGAAGACCACAGAGUCACUGGCAGGCCUAUCUGAAGAGCCUGACAUCACAGAAGAGUAGCAAUGCCCCAUCCAAAAACAGGGACAAUAACAAUUCCAAACGGGUGACCAGCUUAUCCUAUUUUUACAAAUAAAGAUUUUUCAGAGCUGAUGAUUGAGGCCAUGAGGUUAGAAAAGAACAAACACAGGGACAGUUAGGUCAGGGGUGAGAGGGGCAGAGAUGGACUGCUGAUCUGUGAAUCCACACUCAUUCUGCACUGUACUUUUCUAAUGUUUUCAGUGUUUUGUUUUGUUUUUUAGACUCACUAUUUUGGGUGUCAAUUGGCUGCGUUUUUAACUUUCUUGUAGAUUAAUAAGCUCGUUUUGAGUACCCCGUUUUUAUUCACUUUUUUUUUUC
This is a messenger RNA of Archocentrus centrarchus (flier cichlid), 1991 nucleotides long. It is a transcript of the gene ckap4, whose product is annotated as cytoskeleton associated protein 4. NCBI's taxonomy places the organism in Eukaryota, Metazoa, Chordata, Actinopteri, Cichliformes, Cichlidae. Bases 123 to 1655 code for a protein of 510 amino acids. The transcript is spliced from 2 exons. The record is from RefSeq and is a predicted model, not a curated record.